UAGCAAGCCGGUUAUUCGGCAUCCGACGGGGAAUUGUACCUUUCCCUAAUGGGGAUGUUACACCAGAGAUAGACGGAAUAAUCAUAUCACCCAGUUUACAUAAGUGGCCUGUGUGUAUGUGGCCAUGGGUGACACCGAGCUGGAGGUUUCCUCUUCCCAACAGGAGGAACUGCAGAAGAGCCCGUCAGCUUCCUCCACCUCCACUACCUCGUCUCUCUCCUUACCCUCCUCUCCAUCCUCUGGGCCAAGGCCUCUCACCAGUUCCAGCCCCAGUGCCAGUGAGGGCCUGUCCACCUCCAGCCCGCCACUGGAUGUGAUAUCUGAGGGUGUGGGAGAAUUGAGCCUGGUCAUAGAUACUGAAGUAGCCAAGAAAGCUUGCCAGGAGGUGCUGCAGAAGGUCAAGCUCCUCAAAGGUGAGGGCCAAUCAACUUUGGUCACCACUAAGCCAGGGCUGGUGAAUGGAACCGGGCACAUAGGUUCCUCAGAUAGAGAUAGCAGGAGGUUGUGCACAUCUCAGAAGAUUGGCGAGGAGGAGGCCCCCUCGGACACAGUGAAGAGUGCGCGCCGGCGCCAGAACAACAACUCCUCUAAGCAAUCAUGGCUGCUGCGGCUUUUUGAAUCCAAACUGUUUGACAUUUCCAUGGCCAUCUCCUACCUGUACAACUCAAAGGAGCCAGGGGUACAGGCUUACAUAGGCAACCGUCUCUUCAGCUUUCGCUAUGAGGAUGUGGACUUCUACUUACCCCAGUUGCUUAACAUGUACAUCCACAUGGACGAGGAUGUGGGUGAUGCCAUCAAGCCCUACGUGGUUCACCGCUGCCGGCAAAGCAUCAACUUUUCGCUGCAGUGCGCCUGGCUACUAGGGGCCUACUCCUCUGACAUGCACAUCUCCACGCAGCGGCACUCGCGUGGCACCAAGCUGCGCAAGGUUAUCCUGUCAGAUGAGCUGAAGCCUGCUGGCCAGCGCGCACGCAGGGAGGCCCUACAGCCACCCCCGCCCUGCCACCACGGGCAGGGAAUGGGCGAGCACGGCCUCUCACCCUCCAAACGCACACACCAGCGUUCCAAGUCAGAUGCCACAGUCACGAUCAGUCUCAGCAGCAACCUGAAGAGGACAGCCAGCAACCCCAAAGUAGAAAGCAGUCAGGACGAGGACAUGAGCUCCAGCUCCGACAGUCUCAAGUUAGAGGCUGGUACCCCUGUCCGCCUGACUCCUCAGCGGGAGUUCAUUAAGUCUCUGAUGGGUAUUGGGAAGAGGCUGGCCACCCUGCCCACCAAAGAGCAGAAGACUCAGAGACUUAUCUCCGAGCUCUCCCUGCUCAACCACAAGCUGCCUGCUCGGGUCUGGCUGCCUACAGCUGCCUUCGACCACCAUGUGGUGCGGGUGCCCCACACACAGGCCGUUGUGCUCAACUCAAAAGACAAGGCACCAUAUCUAAUUUAUGUGGAAGUUCUGGACUGUGAGAACUUUGAGACGUCGAGUGUUCCGGUAAGGAUUCCUGAGACACGGAUCCGCAGCACACGCUCUGUGGAGAAUCUUCCAGACUGCGGCAUCACGCCCGACCAGCGAGCCAGCAGUUUCUCCACCGUGCCCAACUACGACAACGACGAUGAGGCCUGGUCCGUGGAUGACAUUGGCGAGCUACAGGUUGAGCUGCCAGAGAUCCACACUAACAGCUGUGACAACAUAUCCCAGUUCUCAGUUGAUAGCAUCACCAGCCAGGAGAGCAAAGAACCCAUUUUUAUCGCCGCUGGUGACAUCAGGCGGCGCCUGUCAGAGCAGCUUGCCCACACGCCAACCACAUUUAAGAAGGACCCAGAGGAUCCCUCAGCAGUAGCCUUAAAAGAGCCCUGGCAGGAGAAGGUUAGACGAAUCCGGGAAGCAUCUCCCUAUGGGCACCUGCCUAAUUGGCGUCUUCUCUCAGUCAUAGUGAAAUGUGGUGAUGACCUAAGACAGGAGCUCCUUGCCUUCCAAGUGCUGAAACAGCUUCAGUCUAUCUGGGAGCAAGAGCGGGUUCCACUAUGGAUUAAGCCCUAUAAGAUCCUGGUCAUCUCCUCAGACAGUGGCAUGAUUGAGCCAGUAGUCAAUGCUGUGUCCAUUCACCAAGUAAAGAAGCAGAGCCAGCUCUCGCUGCUUGACUACUUCCUGCAGGAGCACGGCAACUACACUACGGAGGCCUUCCUCACUGCUCAGCGAAACUUUGUGCAGAGUUGUGCAGGAUAUUGUCUUAUCUGCUACCUGUUGCAGGUUAAGGACAGGCACAAUGGAAACAUCCUGCUUGACUCUGAAGGCCAUAUUAUUCAUAUUGACUUUGGUUUCAUUUUGUCAAGCUCUCCUCGAAACUUGGGAUUUGAGACGUCUGCCUUUAAACUGACCAAUGAAUUUGUAGAUGUAAUGGGAGGUCAGGAUGGAGACAUGUUCAACUAUUACAAGAUGCUUAUGCUUCAGGGCCUCAUUGCUGCACGCAAACACAUGGAGAAAGUCAUCCAAAUAGUGGAGAUCAUGCAACAAGGCUCUCAGCUGCCCUGCUUCCAUGGCUCCAGCACCAUCCGUAACCUAAAGGAACGAUUCCACAUGAGCCUGACGGAGGAACAGCUGCAGGUGCUGGUUGAGCAGAUGGUGGAUGGCUCCAUGCGCUCUAUCACCACCAAGCUGUACGACGGCUUCCAGUAUCUCACCAAUGGCAUCAUGUGAAUGAAGGCGGGAAUCCUGGAGAGCGUGUCAUGGACUGUAAUGUUUGAACUGGAAAAGACUGUACCACUCUCAGAGGCCCCUCCCAAGCCCACUGUCUGCCAUGCCCCUCUGCCAUCCUGGCAUGUUUGUAAAGCCAGACUGACUUUUGAUCAUGGAAUUUAUACUCUGACUGAAGAGGUUUCAGCUGUGAAGUUUUGCUUUGUCUUUUUUCCUCACUCUUUCCUCAGUAGCCUUCUCUCAAUUGAGUCCUGUCCCCUUUUCUUUUUGGAGUAUUGUGUUUCUCUGGAUAUCCUUUUGGAAUCUUCUUUUGUCCAGUAUCUUAAUCCAUCAUUUGAAAUAGUAGGCUGAGGCUCAACUGCUCAGUGUUUUUGUUUGUUUGUUUUUUGUUGAUUUGUUUGUUUCUUUCAUUUAUUUGUAUUCAUCCAUGUGCUCUGUACUUACUGUCUUAAAUUCCCAUGUGUUCCAGAGCAAUUUUUGUGUCUGUAAUCACUAAUGAUCUCUACUUUGAGUGAACAGCGUUCGGUUUUUCACAUGUACACAAUGCAAUCACCGCUGAGACAACCGACUAGUGGUCAAACUAAGAAAUGUUUUGAGGGAUGUGUGCUUUGUAAUAUAAAUGAUAGGGGAAGAUGGAGGGUAAACAGCACAGAGUCAUAAGUGGGUUCUCCAGUGUGGUCUGAUCAGUGUUAUUUUAGCUAUAGAUUGAGAGAACCACACACUUUUCACAACUCUGAACAUAAUUGUUAAGAUGUCGGGCUUUAACUGAGAGUUUCCAAAAUUGGACCUCUCAAAAGGUGUCCCAGUUGGCUCAAUAAAGCUUUAUAUUGGCUUUUUUUGAUCUCCCAGACACUUUUAGCCCCUCUUAUCAGUUGCAAGAUAGUCACUCAUAAUUUGUCAUGCUGAGGCACAGAAGCAUGGGAAGGAUACAAACCUAAAUAUGUGUAGUGACAAUUGAUUGGAUUCUGUUUAGGGCAUGAAAAAAAUCCAUAGAUUUACCAAAAGUCCAAUUCUAACCAUUUUAAGUAUUAAAAGUGUGAAACGGAAGACCAAGAGUCAAAACACUAUUUAUUUCCUAUUUACAAAUGCUUACUUACAUUCUUACAUGACAAGUCUGACUUGCUUUUACUCUUAUUUCAUUCUGUUGAUAAUUUCAAAUUGUUUUGGGCAUUCCAAGAUGCCCCAGUCUGUAUAAAUGUCCAUAACAAAAAUUUAAAACUUACAGAAUGUGCAUGGUCUCUUGUCAGAAUUAUGGGGAGCUGUGCUUUAAUAUGUAAUGUAGCCACUGAACACUUGUAUUUUAAUUGAGAGCAGAGGUUCAAAUGUUGCUACAUAGGGUGAAAGUGGCAGUUGUGUAUAUGAUCUGAUCAAAUGAUGGUAGCAAAACACAGCAAGGGCUACACAUAAAUGGAAGAAAUCAAUGCAUUGUUAAUAUCUAGUUUUGGAUAAUUACAUACCAGAACAUGCACAGAUUUAGAAUUAAAUUUUUAUUACAACAGAAGGAAGGUAUGACCCCUUUCUAGUAAGUUUUAGCUCACCUUUUUUAGAUGAAGCCCAGUUCUUCCAAAUUAUUUGGACAUAUUUGAGUAAGCCAUUUACCAGUAUGUAUAUCUUUCAUUACCAUUUUAUACUAGUUUUCUGUGUCAGAUCUUUUUCCUUCCUUUGUAACUUGUAAGUCGGACCAGCUCUUACGAUUAUGUGAAUGACCUCCCGUAACUUGUGAAUGUUCCUUUGUAUAAUAAAUUAAAUGUCUGUUUCACACACUGAGUGCUAA
This is a messenger RNA of Electrophorus electricus (electric eel), 4466 nucleotides long. It is a transcript of the gene pi4kb, whose product is annotated as phosphatidylinositol 4-kinase, catalytic, beta. The record is from RefSeq and is a predicted model, not a curated record. Gene Ontology annotation, cellular component: membrane; cytoplasm. Lineage: Eukaryota; Metazoa; Chordata; Actinopteri; Gymnotiformes; Gymnotidae. Gene Ontology annotation, biological process: phosphatidylinositol-mediated signaling; phosphatidylinositol phosphate biosynthetic process. Gene Ontology annotation, molecular function: 1-phosphatidylinositol 4-kinase activity.